AGUUGGCUUUGUACUCCUGUGGUGACAUCUACAGUGGUCAAUACUGAAUUGAAUAAGACUUGUGCCUGGUAAAAACCAAGAUGACGAUCCCAGAUGAGGUUGAUAUCAUCGUUUGUGGUGGAGGUAGUUGUGGUUGCGUCGUCGCUGGGCGACUGGCAAACCUGGACCAUAACCUCCAGGUUCUCUUGAUUGAGGCGGGCGAGUCGAAUUUGAACAACCCCUGGGUAUUCCGACCGGGUAUCUACCCGCGUAACAUGAAGCUGGAUAGCAAGACUGCCUCGUUCUAUUAUUCACGGCCUUCCGAAUGGCUCGACGGACGUCGAGCUGUUGUGCCUUGCGCGCAUAUCUUAGGAGGUGGAUCCUCCAUCAACUUCAUGAUGUACACUCGCGCAUCUGCUUCCGAUUAUGAUGACUUCCAGGCCAAAGGCUGGACAACCAAGGAGCUUAUCCCACUCAUGAAGAAACAUGAGACCUACCAGCGCUCCUGCAACAACCGUGAUAUCCACGGAUUUGAAGGCCCGAUUAAGGUUUCUUUUGGCAACUACACUUACCCCAUCAAGGAGGAUUUCUUGAGAGCCACCGAAUCUCAAGGCAUUCCUACCACCGACGAUCUCCAAGAUCUGGUGACUGGCCACGGAGCUGAGCACUGGCUCAAGUGGAUCAACCGUGACACCGGACGCCGGUCUGAUUCUGCCCAUGGAUACAUUCACAGCACUCGCGCCGUACACCAGAACUUGCACCUCAUGGUCAACAACAAGGUCGAAAAGGUUAUCCUCGAGGGUGACCGCGCAGUCGGUGUCCAGGUCGUUCCUACCAAGCCUCUGUCCCCUGCACAAUUGGCCCCCAAGAUUGUCAGGGCCAGGAAGCAGAUUAUCGUCUCUGGAGGUACCCUCAGCUCACCGCUCAUUCUCCAGCGAUCCGGCAUCGGUGACCCAGAGAAGCUCCGCAGGGCUGGCGUCAAGCCUCUUGUCGACCUCCCGGGUGUUGGUCUCAACUUCCAGGAUCAUUACUUGACGUUCUCGACAUACCGUGCUAAGCCACAUGUCGAGUCGUUCGAUGACUUUGUUCGAGGAGAUCCUGCAAUUCAGAAACAAGUCUUCGACCAGUGGAACCUGAACGGCACAGGCCCUCUUGCUACCAACGGUAUCGAGGCAGGUGUCAAGAUUCGCCCCACAGAGGAGGAGCUCACACUUAUGGACAAGUGGCCCUGUCCAGAGUUCCGGUCCGGUUGGGACAGCUACUUCAAAGACAAGCCCGACAAGCCUGUCAUGCAUUACUCCGUCAUUGCUGGUUGGUUCGGCGAUCAUAUGGUCAUGCCGCCCGGGAAGUUCUUUUCCAUGUUCCACUUCCUGGAGUAUCCGUUCUCGCGUGGUUCGACUCACAUCACCUCGCCUAACCCAUACGAUGCUCCCGACUUCGAUGCGGGUUUCAUGAACGAUAGGCGUGAUAUGGCACCUAUGGUUUGGGGAUACGUCAAGUCUCGUGAGACAGCACGCCGUAUGGAUGCGUACGCCGGUGAGGUGCAAUCGAUGCACCCAUUCUAUGCAUUCGACAGUCCUGCCCGAGCAAAUGAUAUGGACCUGGCCACCACCAACGCCUACGCCCUUCCUGGCAAUCUUACCGCCGGUAUCCAGCACGGCUCCUGGACCAUGCCACUCGAAAAGGGCAAGGCUCCGAGCCCAAGCUUCCUUAACUCCAACUCGCAACAUGUCCUCGAGGAUCUGCAUUACACCAAUGAAGACAUCAAGCAUGUCAUAGACUGGGUCAAGCGCCACGUUGAAACCACCUGGCACUCUCUUGGCACCUGUUCCAUGGCGCCCAAGAAUGGUAAUAGCAUUGUCAAGCAUGGUGUGUUGGAUGAGCGCCUCAACGUGCACGGCGUUAAGGGCCUUAAGGUUGCUGACCUGUCGAUCUGUCCUGACAAUGUCGGCUGCAACACGUACUCGACUGCGCUGCUCAUUGGCGAGAAGUGCGCUAUGUUGACUGGUGAGGACUUGGGAUACAGCGGUGCAGCGCUUGACAUGAAGGUGCCCACUUAUCAUGCACCGAGGGAGGUCGUUGGACUGAGCAGACUGUGAUUGACUCGUGGGAGGCAUGUCGCUCUUUGGUACCGAGAGGUCAGAUGGGAGGUAUGUGAUUGUAUUUUCAAGCGUCUAUGCAUAUCGAAUGAGAAUGAGCCUGU
This is a messenger RNA of Boeremia exigua, 2182 nucleotides long. RefSeq names its product alcohol oxidase p68. The record is from RefSeq and is a predicted model, not a curated record. Gene Ontology annotation, molecular function: oxidoreductase activity, acting on CH-OH group of donors; flavin adenine dinucleotide binding. The coding region runs from base 81 to 2078 and encodes 665 amino acids. The transcript is spliced from 6 exons. NCBI's taxonomy places the organism in Eukaryota, Fungi, Ascomycota, Dothideomycetes, Pleosporales, Didymellaceae.